Bemisia tabaci is the source of this 1603-nucleotide messenger RNA. The record is from RefSeq and is a predicted model, not a curated record. Lineage: Eukaryota; Metazoa; Arthropoda; Insecta; Hemiptera; Aleyrodidae.
GUCAUGGAUAAAACGGGAUGUACCUAUAUUAAGAAACCGGGAAAACAGGAAGGAUAUCGAUCUUUGUGUAUCGAUCUUCGAUACAUCGUUUUUUUCUAAAGCAGUAAUGACUGGGAUAAAACCGGAUUUCUUCAGAGUGACCGGGAUAAUAUGCAGUAAUUUUACCUAUACAGUAUAGUCAUUUAUAAUAGUGGAUGUAACUAUGUUAAGGAACCGGGAUAAAACACAUCAAAUGCAUCAUGAAACAUAGCAAACACAUCAAACACAUCAUGAAACACGUAAAACGCAAUAUACACAUCAUGAUACACCUAAAACACAUCAAACACAACAAACACAUCAUGAAACACAAUCAAACACAUUAAACACAACAAAUACAUCAUGAAACACAAUCAAACACAUCAAACACAACAAACACAUCAUGAAACACAAUCAAACACAUCAAACACACCAUGAAACACAAUCAAACACAACAAAUCGCAUGUAUCGAUAAUCGCACGUUUCGAUAACCGCAUUUAUCGAUUCCAAAUUCCCCCAAAUUUCCCCAUUUAUACAAAAAAUUACGAAUCUUCCUAUUUCUCUACUGUUCGAAAUUAUAUGAAUUUAAUUUUUGAUCAUUAAUAAUUGUAUGUAUUUCAUUACAAUUCUUUUCUCCUAUCUUUGCGACUUAUUUUUCAUUAUCAGUUGCAUUACUUCAUUAUCAUGUGAUGAAAAACAGCUGAGUAUUUUUCACCACUUGGUUUUUCAGUUUUAACCUUCAAAAAACAAAAUUAAAAAAAAUUUCGGAAUGUCUUCUUUCAAAAAAAUUAAAGAUUUAAAUGAGUAUGCUUAUAAUAUCCAAAUUAAAUGUAAGGUAAUUUCAAAAUCACAAGUGAAAGUUUCAAAAUCUGGUUCGGUCGAGUUUUUCUUUUUCAAUUUACAAGAUGAAUCUGCCACAAUAAAUUGUAUUUCGUUUGAGAAGGGAUUCCAUCAAAUUAUUCAGGAACAGCUCUGUUAUAAAUUUUCGAAAUUUCGUAUUCAAAAACAUAGAUACAAUAAGGAACUUCAAUUGGUUUUCGACAAAGGAUCUCUCAUUGAAUUGACUGAUGAUGAUUUAGAACUGAAUAAUGAUCCCAAAUUUUAUUCAAUAGAAGAAAUAAUUUCUAAAACUAAAGAAAAUGAUACUGUUGAUUUUAAAGGUACACUUUGCGAAAAGCCGUCCAUUAAAAGGAAAAAAUUGAAUGAUGGUGAUGCAAAAUUAAAACUAACAGUCAGAGUUACGGAUGGAAAAGAUAGUUGCAUUAUAUUAUCAGCGUGGGAAACUAACAUCCCUUUUAAGGAAGAAGAAGUGAGUGCAGGUCAGGAAGUAAUACUACAUAAUGUAUCUAUAAAAUCAAUGGACGGUACCAAAUUUCUUGAAAUUAGUCACCAAACAAUUGUUAAAAUAUAAAAAAUCAGUCAAGGUAAGAAAAUGUAUCAUUCAAGUUACCACCAUUUGUGCAUUUUAAAAGCGUCUAUUUGAAGGAUGAAAGCUUGAUUAAUUUUUAUAGGCCCUACUCAGUUUUGGAGUCCCCAAAUGAAGUGGCGGCCCUGUCACUAUGUAUUUGCUCCCUAUCUUUUGCAUGGA